GUACAUCUAAUGAGUUCCGGUACGCUUAUUUGAAUACUUCCGCGAAAACUGAUUCUUAGAAGAUACCUAAAGGAUAAAAUUUACUCAUAUAGUAACACAUGUGCACAAACGUGGCAAGGGAAUUUUCGUGUAGCAGUGGUGAAAGUCAAUUCAAUCGUGUCUUCAAAAUUAAAGGUAUUCUGACUUAAUCGUAUACGUAUCUUAUUACACGUUUUAGUGUGUAGUCUCGCCGAGUAUUUUUACGACUUGUGCCGUACUUUGACGAGACUUUAAGGCGCGUCAAAAUACAUAAAACAAGUAAGAUUACUUAGCGAUACUACAACCAAAACGUUUAAUAUGUUAUUUAUCAUCCAAUCAUUUUUUUGCGAAGUAUUUCUGCUCAUUCUUUAUAGGGCAGGAAAAGAAAAGUGGAGAGAGAAACGUAGGGCGCGCAGCCGACCAGUUAAACAGGUUUUUUUACAGUACAAAAUAACUAACUGUCCAAAUAACCGUACAAUAUCGCAGGGUAUUUGUACUCUAUUCACGCGUUAUUUGAACUCUACUUUGUGCAGUUGGAUAAUACUGUAAACAUUUUCGCGUUUGGUCGAUCCUUCUUUACUUUAAUUAGUUAUUUCACGGACGUGCACCGGAACCUUAGUUGAUGUAAAUGUGUGGUUUUAGUCUCGAAGGAAGAGGCAAAUGAGAAAUGAUGGCGUCUCUACCAGUAAGCUUUCUUCGAGUCACUUUGUCCGGUAGUAGCAAGUCCCUAGAGUCUCAUUUGCGCGGCAGACGAAAACAAAGAUGUUAGUCAAAGUGAUAAUAAGGAUAUGAUAAUUUCAAGUUCUGUGUAUAUUUAAAACAUGCCUAAGCGCUUUGAGUAAAAAGAAAGAGAAAUUGAAUUACCUUUCUCUCCGGUUCUUAUACCUGUGGAUGUCAGCCGUUUCUCUCUUCGAGCUGGAAAAUGAAAUUGAAGAGUUUUCACUUUCCAAAUCCCGGAAGACUUUCGAAAUCAUGCUCGAUUCGUGCCCAGGGCAUCUCGAAAGUUGAAUACCUCGUUUCCGAGAGAGGAAAUGAGGUAAACAAAUGGUUACAAAUACAUAGGAAUGGACUUCAAUCAAAUCUUUCUCCUGUGGCAGAGUCUGGUAUUGAAGAAGUCGAUCCAGCUUGCCGACGUUACUUUAAAUUUGGUACGAGUACAUCAGCCUUGAAUCAACAAAACCUCGAAACGCGACAAGCAACAUCCACUUACACAAUGGCUCAGCAUGUCGCUCCAGCGUUGGACGUAAGUGCAUCAGCCUAUACCAAUUGCAUUGGGUAAUCACCGUAAACGAAUGAGGGGAUCACUUCCACCAAUGGGCUCGAAAUAAUAACUAAUGGAUCACUUGAGCUGCUCUGUAACUUAAAAUUAAUUGUAUGAAAAGGUUUAACUUCUGUUUUGGUCUCCACUCUUAUGAUACAACACGCACUUUAUCCCAGUCUAGAAGGAUUUGGCAGAGGCCAACAUUUCCCCUUGAUCCUUUAAAAUGGUCAUGUGGACCAGAUGUGAUUGCCAUGGUCAUAGCACAUGGUAUGCUUGUGAGAUGGGCUUCAGAGCCUUCGUAAGAUAUUAAAAAGAAAAAAAAAAAGAUUUUUAAUUGUAAGUGAAUACCUGUUAAAGACGUCAGUACUCACUCUGAUUUUAUCUGCCAGUUUAAAUUAGCCACACUCAGCUAUGAUUACAAGAUUAAAGGUUCAUCCGGGUGGGAGCUAUCCUAGUUUCAAUUGCCUGAAGCUACCAAGAGUGUAGCUCAACUCCCUCUUAAAUAGGAUGAUAUUCCAUUGCACCUACCUCCUCUCCCAGACAAUUUUAUCAGGUUCCUGCAAGAUUUUUUCCCUGCAAAUUUACUCAGACCCUAGAUUAUCAACCCCCCUUGCUUGGAGAGAUUGGGGACAGUCUGAACAAGAACAACUUUGUGACCAAGCUUUGGCUACAACCCCAGCCUUUUGGUCCAGAGUCCAGCUCUGUUUAUCCACUUGUCAAUGACCUGAUCCCCUGACUAGACUAAGCUCACUCACAGGGGCCUAACUAUACUUUUUUGGUCUGGAAAAAAGGUGAUUGUGUAUUUUGGUUGUCUGGGUGAGAGUAGUCCUGAGAAAGACUGUUGUGGAUUUACUAAGUAGCAAAUGACAUUCUGACAACCCUAGCAGAAGUUAUCAUCAGAGUUAAACAAAGAGUUGUUGCCAGUCAAGUUAUAGUAGUGGUCCAUGUAAACUGACUGGCCAGGGUUGCUGUGAUUUUAUGGGCUGCAUCUGACCCCAAAAAAUAUAAAUUGAAUGAAAUUAAGAUAAUUGCAAUGUAUUACUUUUGUUUGGUAUCUUAUUUAUCGUCAAAUGUGUAAAUGUUUUCCCCAUUAGGAUGUUAUCAGUAAGACUGUGGACAUUUUCCACAACUACUAUAAGUGUGACUAUCCAAAAAGCCCACAAGUAAAGGAUGGAUUGAAGCGUCUUCUAAAUGAAAGAUACAGGGAUGAUGUCAAUAGCUUCAUUGACCACUUUGUUCAUCCCACUCAAAGUCUUCUUAGCAGUUUGGAGGAAAAGGCACAGUAUAACUUUUGCUCUAAUUAAUCAUUUAUUUUUGUUAUUUUACACUGUAAUUGGGAUGAACUUUGGAAUGAUGGUAAAUAAUGUACAUAGUGUAAUGAUUUGCUGUGGGUGAGGGCUGAGCCUUGCAAUUACAUCGUACUACCAAAGUUUAAAUGCUAUGAAACUGUAUAGUUCAGUUGUUUCCAGAGUGACACUGGUUGUUCAAGAUAUAUGAAUAUUAUUGAGAAAAGACUGUUUUAGGUAUUCUAAGUUUUUUAAAAGCAGCUCUCAAAGGUGGAUCUUUCUAAAUCAUAGUGCUCUACAGCUCAAGUGCUAUCCUUGCUAAGGCAAUUACACUACUGUAGCAUGUUGCAUCAUUCUGUGUCCAAAUAUGAGUGAGAUGAUAAGAAAACUCAAUGGAGAUUUAGUUACCAAAAAUCUGUGUAAACUCAGCCAUGUAGCCAAAUGAUCCCUUACUACACAUGUGUUACAUGAAUUUGAGACUGACAAGCAUAACCUCAUGACUUCUUAUGUCAUGCGGCACAACUACAUGAUAGAGUUUUGUUUUAAUACAAAGUGAUGAUCACUCAGUUUCAUAUUUUCCACUAUAGAAGUUUCCCCUUUGCUUACCCAAUGGCAAAGUAGUUCUUCAUCUGGUUCCUCCUAUGACCAAAUUGGCAGUUGGGGAGUUCUUUUACCAGGUGGGUCUCAUUAGAACAAGUGGGUUCAGUAAUAAUGUAUAUGGACCUGUAUUACAAUAGCUGAUAAUGAAACUACUAUCUGAAAUGCCCACAUGUACUGUUGGCAGUUCUGUGUCAAUCAGGCAUUUUGAAACUGAUCUUGUGACUUUUUUCUUCUUUUCCACUGUCACGUGUAGGUGGGCCAUACUAAUCCACGCACUUUAGUUGUUAAAUUGGCAAAAUAUGAGCAGAGAGGGACUAAAGUGAAUGAAUUGCAGCGCUCAACAGUUCCUGAAGAUGACCAUGACAUUGCAUUCACCAAAGAGUACUUUGACCAAAUAAGGGGUGAGGUUCCGGAUGGACUGGGAGAUGUUCUGAUGCGUACCCUUGUUGUCAUGGGUAAUCCAAACUGGACGGUUCAGAGAGAGGGUGCGGCAAAUCACCUUGGGAAUGUAAGUUGAAAUGUGGUAAUUUCUUUUCUAUCUUGUUCGUUCAUAGCAGAUUUAAUAAUGAUCAAGAGAGAGGGGAAAGUGAAAAAUUAUGAAGGGAGCAGGGAAGACAAGGCAUGUAAUAUGUAAUAACCAUCUGUUAUAUGCAGAAAAUAAAGUUACGCUUCUCUUUUGAACAAAUAGCUAAAAGUGGCCUAUCAAUGUUUUUGAACAGUCAGAAGGUCACCUGCCUAGAAUAGAUUUCAAAAUAUUAGAGAAAGGGUGUGUUGUUUGAAUUAGUGUGUAUCAUCGCACUUUGGAGUUAAUUAUACUUGAACUACUACAAAAUUAAGGUGAAAUUGGCCAUGGUAGAAUUCUACACUACUCUGUGCAAAAUGUUGACAACAUUUCUGAAUUCUCAGUUCAUAUUGAUCAGUUAUUGAUUCCUAAAGACUUCAUGCCUCCUCUAGAGAACUUAAUGUUCCCUGUAUUGUGUGGCAAGACCAAGGGAAAAACAGACUUGUGUCUUACCUGAUUUAAUGAAUGUUUCAUCAUAUUCAUAAGUCAUAUUCAUUUGUAAAUAUAUUACAUGAAAAAUAUAUUAAUCAAUAGCAAUGUCUUCCUUAGUGUCCAACAGAAAGGCAUAGCAGGUUGAGGCCAGAGUCCCAUCUGUCUGUUCAGGAAAGCUGCGAUGAUGAUUCAAGCACUAUGUCGGAGCCCAAUUCUCCAACAGAAAAUGAUGAUGUUUACCCAUCAACAGAUGGGGUAUUUGUGCAUACCAAUGGUUGUGACAAAGGAAAAUAA
Pocillopora meandrina is the source of this 4453-nucleotide messenger RNA. The record is from the annotation of a GenBank genome assembly. NCBI's taxonomy places the organism in Eukaryota, Metazoa, Cnidaria, Anthozoa, Scleractinia, Pocilloporidae.